AUGCACUUCCUGAAAGUUCGGGGAUCGGAAGGCGCGUGUAUAUGGAAGGGGCCGCCGUUCAAGGACGGCGGCGGGCCGAGCGUCGAGGUCGAGAACAUUCGCUGCAACAGUUCCAAGUUCAGCGACGAUGGCUCCGUGCUCAUGAUUAUGAAGGAAGAUUCGGUUAUCAGCCUGUACGAUUGCAAUAGCAAGUUCACGGAGAUCCGCUCAUUCCAAGUUCCCAAUCUCGUGUCCGCUGCCCUGUCUCCUUGUGGAACCUUUGUUCAGACGUUUCAGAAGUCCACGACUCCCCAGGAUAAGAAUGUCGCCCUGUGGGAGACGAAGACUGGUGAUGCUGUGCACCGUCACUUCCAAAAGAAUACGAGCAAAGCCACAUGGCCUUCUAUCCGUUUUAGCUCUGACGAGAUAGUUGCAUGUCGUCUGGCGACCAAUGAGAUACAAUUCUUUGACCCCAAAGAUUUCUCAAAGGGGUUUGUGAAUCGCUUGAGAGUUCCAAGCAUUGCUGCAUUUGAGCUCUCAGCUCUACCGGGAUCCCAUGUUGCUGCGUUUGUUCCCGAGUCUAAGGGGAGUCCAGCCAGUGUUCAGAUAUAUAAUUGCAAGAAGGAAUUGCAAGAUCAGGCUGUUGCUCGUCGGAGCUUUUUCCGGUGUUCUACAGUCCAGCUGCACUGGAAUCGAGGUUCUACUGGACUUCUGGUAGUUGCGCAGGCUGAUGUUGAUAAGACCAAUCAAAGUUAUUAUGGGGAAACAAAGCUCAACUAUCUUACCACAGAUGGGAGCCAUGAGGGGCUAGUGUCUUUGCGCAAAGAAGGGCCCAUUCAUGAUGUUCAAUGGUCAUAUUGUGGCACAAAGUUUGCUGUUGUUUAUGGGUUCAUAUGCAUAGCUGGUUUCGGAAACCUGCCUGGUGACAUGGCUGACUGGAGGCCAGAAUCACCAGAUAAAUUUCCUGAAAUUGUUGACCUUAUCAAGACUGUUGAUUCAUUAGCAAUCAAAGAUGCCAAACCUCAAGGACAAGGGUCAUCAGCCCCUCGGAAAACUCAACCUACUCCUAUGAAGGCUCCUGUAAAACCUGCUGCGUACCGGCCACCACAUGCAAAACAGGCUGCAGCCAUUCAGGCAGAGCUCGCCGAAAGGAUUCAAGAACUUCUGAUUCCCGACUCCAGAUGGAAGCUUGAUAAAAACAGUUCUACUCUUUUCCUUUUGAUCGGCCACAACAUGCUACCAGUUUGCUCUGCGGCCCAUUGUUGUUCUUCUCAGAUUUCGUUCCUGGGAGGCCCAGUGUUCAUUUGCCCAUACCAAAGGGACUCUGAUUUUAAAAGCAUCCUAGAAGACAGAGUUCUAUUACCAUCUUGGAAAGAAAAUCAUCUUCAAAGAAUUUCCUUCAGGACGCAAGUUGCAAAGUCUGCCCACUCCGUCGUCAAAAACAACACUCAAGCAUCAUUAGUGACUUUCGCUGAAAAUAAUUCCUACCUGGAGGAUGCUAAAUGCAGCUUUUAUAAUGAUUGGAGUUCUUUCGGUCAGGCAACAAAUGAAAUGCGGGCAAUAGGAAGUAGAACGGUCCAUUUGGAGCAGUACAAUCUAUCCGCUGCAGACGGAGAGUUGGACCUGACUAGCCUUUCUAGUGAAAACAUUGGGAGGUUGAUAAGACCCGUUGAAUCUGAAACUACAACCUUGAGUAGCAUAGUAAGUGUAAAUGCAAACUUGGAAUCUGCUUCAAGUGCUGUCAGCGGUAGUUCAUUGUCCAGUGCAACAGCUAGUUUUGAUGAUCUUUUAUCAAGGAUACAAGACUCGGUUGGCACGUCAUUGAAUAAGGGGGAGAGUACUGUGACAGACUCACUAGACACAAUCAACUCAUCUCUCACCUCGAUCACUAAAAGUGCUUCUCAAGCAGUAGACAGUAUAUGGAGCAGAGUUUUAUCUAAUAUUGAUCAAUCAGGAGAUUUGGCUAGCAAUAGAUUGUCUGGUUUGUUAAAUAAUUCAAAAGAAGCCACAACCAGACUAACUGGAGUUUCAGCUGAUGCGUUGAGAAAGACGAUUAUUGCAGUGGAGGAUUCUAUUGUGAAGGGGGCUUAUGUCGUUGUUUAUUCUUAUGGCUCUGCAAAAGAAUUGCUCCCUCCAGAGAUAAAAGACGGAGUAAAUGUGACAGAAGACCAAGCUAUUAAGAUUUUGAGACCCAUUGGAACAGCUUUUCAGCAGGUAUUUACUGCUAUUGGUGGGCUGGAAAGAAGUUUUGGCGUAGAUCCUGAAGAUCCAAUUAUCCCAUUUAUUCUUUCUCUUGGAUCUUUGGCAGCUUUAUGGGCUUUUUACUGGACAUGGACAUAUGCUGGAUAUGCUGGAGAUUUAUCUGCUGAAGAAACUUUUGAACUCUUGAAAUCGGAGAAGAAAGCUAUGCUCAUUGAUAUCCGACCUGAGAUUCUUAGAGAGAGAGAUGGCGUUCCUGAUCUCAGGCGAGCAGCUCGCUCUCGCUAUGCCAGCGUCACAUUACCUGAGGUUGACAGCUCAGUUCGCAAGUUGUUAAGAGGCGGAAGAGAAGUUGAGGACUUCUUACUAGCUGCAGUUAUAAGAAACUUAAAAUCUGUUCAGGACAGGUCUGAGGUCAUAAUUAUGGAUGCUGAUGGAUCUGUCUCCAAAGGACUUGCAAGAUCCUUGAGCAAACUUGGGGUUAAGGCAAGUUUUUCCUUUGAAUCCAACUCACAUGACAUAAUUAUUUGCUUAUUGCGACAGAGAGCAUACUUGGUCAAAGGUGGGUUCAAGUCUUGGCUGAAGCAUGACCUCAGAAUCAAGGAACUCAAACCUGAGACAGCGUUAACUGUGCUCAAUGAGGAAGCUGAAGCAAUCUUGGAAGGCGUCAGCGCUGUACAAAUAAUUGGUUAUGGCGUGGGCUUGCUUGGUGCCUCAUAUGCACUACUAGAAUGGGAGAAGACUUUGCAACUUAUCGCCAUUGUUGGACUUCUACAGACAAUCUAUCGCCGCCUCGCUACCUACGAGACAUCAGAGGACCUGAGAAAAGAUGCCAGCUUGUUGCUGGUUCCUGUAAGCCUGGGAACAAGGGCAUUUUCAUGGGCUGCUGAGAAGUUGGAAACCAACGGCAUUGGCCUACCAACAUCGCCUUCAUCAUCCGCCGUUCAAAACAGAGUCCUACAAGCUGCUGCAAAGCACGAAUCUCAACCAUCUUCUUCCGAGGUCGUUGAAGGAACCCAGAAUCCAUCGCCGUCAUCUGAUGUGAACGAGAACGUUGAUCUUUCUGAAGCAUAGAUGAGCUUUGCCUCUUGGUGUUACUGCAGUAAUUGCUACUGAAAUCUGUUAGUUUGGCUUAAAGCCCUCUGUAUUGCAUCACGAUUAUGAAACUUCUGGUGACAAUCUAACACCUCUUGGAUGCCGGAAUUGGCUAUGCGAAAUGACUGGGAAAACUACAUUUGUGCUGCCGCGAUUAUCAUUUCGAAUAUGUUCCAACACAAAUAAAUUACAAGAUUCUAAAAUUCCGAGAACGAUGUCUAAACAGCUGAAUUCCUAUCUGCAUCCAAAAAAUGCUCGUAUAUUGGUACGCCAAGAGUGCACAUUUCUAUGGUACAAAAUUUUCGAACUGCCUUGUAACCUAAGCUUCAACCCAAACCUAACCACUUCUUGAAAGCCAAUGCCGCCUCCCUCUUCUUCUCCUGGGAUUCUGUCUGAAACUUGGGAGCCUUUCCCUUGUACAGUGUCUUGUGGUACUUCAAGAAGAGUGCUCUGUACUUGUACUUGUCUAUGAACAUCUUCUCCUUCUCCAUCGCAUCCACAACCUCAUUAGCUCGGGCAAAGAACCCGCCUCUCACAAAUGUAUAGAGCACGGAGUCGAGGAGUUCCUGAUCAAAUUUCAACGACGUAGUAGCCGAAGCAAUAGACUUCAUCUCUCCCCAGAGUUCAGUCACUUCAAUAUACUUUCCUCCGACAGCUGCAUAGCCAGUCACCAUCGAAUGAAACGUGGCUGCAUUUGGUGUGAGCCCCAGGCUCCUCAUCUUCUUCAGAGCCUUCUCGGCGUCACCCAUCAACCUCUUCUUGGAGAAGAAAUGGAUCACGUUGUUCCAGUCAUGCACUCCUGAGUCCAUACUUUGCCCUUCCCUGAUCUCUCUCAGGAGCUUGGUCAUAAGCCCUGCCUCACGAUUCUCUUCGCAACCCUUGACCAGCAUCUCAAAUUUCGGAUGACCACCUCUAGGUAGCUUCUCCUCUUUCAUCUCUUUGAAUAGGUGGAGGGCUCCUUGGGUGUCCUUCUCGAGAACUCGGGACUCCAUCAGUGCUUCAUAGCUAGUUGAAUCAAGCUGGAUCCCAGCUCGACGAGCUUCUCGAAGGAGAGCCCCAGCAUCACGAGCUCGAUCUGCUGUACAGUAUGCCUUCAGGAGGGAGGCGUAUAUAGAAGAGGGAGCUCUAACUCCAGCCAUACGCAUCUCGUCGACGAGAUCAUGUGCCUGGUCUAGCCAGCCAAGAGAGAUGCAUGAGUUGAUGACGUGGACUAAUGCCGAAUCAUCGUUGGAUGCCGGGGAGUCCUCUUUCUCGGCGUUGAUAAGAAAUGCAGCCAAUUCCUUGAUCUUUCCAGCUUCCAGAAAGGCCUUGACCAGUUUUACAUAAAUCUUCUCUGUCGGCUGAAGAAUGCCAUGCUCAGUUGAAAUCAAUUCCACUUGCACCUGCAAUUUCGCCAACAAAGUUUCGAGCACUUGCUUUGCCUCGGCAUGAAGUUGCAAAAAGUUCCUGUCUCUACAAAAAUCUUGGUAAGAUACAACUCGGUUUGUGUAUUCUCUGUCAUUCAACCUUUCCUGAGAAACCUCUCGAUCGGAUUCCUUUUGAUGUAAGCUUUCCUGAGAAACCUUCCCUUUGGACAGCAGCUUAUUACCAUCCCCUGCCGAAGGAAGUUCAGCCAUUGAAAUAAAGUUUCUUGCUUUCUUUGCCUUCUGCAGCAUCUUCAACACCAUAUCAGAUGCAGCCUCGAGAUCCCCGAAUUUCAAGUGACAGCUCAAUAAGCAAUCAUAGAAUUGGCGAAACUGAGUACUAGUCAAACCGGGUGCUUCAUCUACAUGCCUCUGAAGCUUCUUCAACUCUUCUCUCCUUCCAUUCCUUGAGUAUAUCUGAGCCAUCGUGAUCAACAAACACGCAUUGACUCUAACACCAAGUCGAGGCAUCAUUUCGAGGAGUUGCUCGGCUUUCCUUGUCGUUCCAGCCAAUAAACAUCCAGCAAGAGCAAUGUUCAGAGAAGUAGUAUCAGGCUUCAUAGCAAUCAGAGGUGCAUUGCUCUUUUUUCUGGGAUCCACUCUUCCAUCUUGAAACAAGUAACCUAUCUCGAGGAUCAGCUCAGCAGCAAGGUAAGCUCCAGAAGGUGUUCGUAAUGACAUGUGAGCUAAUAUGGCUGACCAAGCAUUGGCAGGAGGAUAUUGUUCCAUCUCGAUCAACUUUCGUAAGAUGGUUGAUGCUGGAACCGGUAACCCACACUUGGCAAGGCUGAGAGAGAGAUAAAUCAAUGGCUCCUUAUCCAACAAUGUCUGCUUACUCUCCACGAUAGCUUGUUCCACAAGGGAAUAUGCCUUCUCGAGCCACGGGGCAUCGAGGGUUUCUGCAAAGCUUGUUAAGAGCUUGCUCAAGAGGGACUUCCUAGGGAACCCUUCCAUCUGCAUAUGCCGUUCAAACAGUUUCCAUGAAUCACUGAACCUAUGUUCAUCUAGUGCAGUUUCUAUCUCCAUGCUUAGUUUACCUGGGUCUCGAGCCUGAACCAAGACUGUAUCGCCCAUACUUGAGAAACAUCUAGGGGAAUGAAUGGAAGGAUAACUGAAUCUAGACACGGGAAUCAACCCAUUUGAG
Messenger RNA from Linum tenue, 5820 nucleotides. The record is from the annotation of a GenBank genome assembly. Lineage: Eukaryota; Viridiplantae; Streptophyta; Magnoliopsida; Malpighiales; Linaceae.